AUGGCAGCUUCCUUCUUGGCCUUCCUAUUCCUUUUGUUACCCUCUUUAGUCUGUUCACUAUCGUUUGAUCUGCCAAGAAUUGGUCCUGAGGAUAAAGAUGUGCACAUUAAAGUGGAAGGAAACGCAACCAUCACAAACCGUGGCAUCCAACUCACACCAGAUUCGAAUAACAAAGUCGGUCGAGCCAAGUAUGUUGAAUUGUUCCACCUAUGGGAUAAGGCUUCUGGAGGUUUAGCCGAUUUCACCACCCAUUUCACUUUCAACAUCGACUCAAAUGGCAGCUCUCACUAUGCUGAUGGGAUGGCCUUUUUCAUGGCUAAUUUUACCACCCCAUUCGAUUUAUAUCUGACAAAUGGCGGCGGCCUUGGCCUAAUGGAUCCCUAUAAACCAUCUCCGGAUCAUUUCCUUGCUGUGGUGUUCGAUACGUUCUCAAACGAGGAGACUAUGUCAAUGACAAAUGUAAGUAUCAUCAUUGAUUCUGUACAAGAACCCCAGGAGAGCACAGUGUGGUGGAACAACGUAACACUUGGGAAGAAUAACAAUGCUUCCAUAACUUAUAAUGCUGCUUCCCAGAUUCUUCAAGUUGUUUUUACAGGAUUCUGGGAUGGCCAGUACUUGACAGGCAACCUUAGCCAUAAGGUUGAUCUCAGGUACUUGCCCGAAUUCGUUAAUGUUGGCUUCUCAGGUUCAACAGGAAUUUUGUCUGAGGAAAACACUGUAAGCUCUUGGCGUUUCAAUUCCACUCCACCCAGGUCGUUCGGUAGUUUAUCUCGUUCCCCAGCUCCGAGUCCAAGUCCAAUUCCUGAAGAAGAGAAGAACAAGAAAGGCCUACUAGUGAUAGGAUUGAGUAUUGGUGUUCCAACUUUAGUUGCUCUCUUGGCUUUACCCAUCAUCUAUACUUGUCUUAAGAAGAGACGGGCAGUGAAAGGGAACAAUCAUGAGUCUUUUCCAGCUCAGGACAUGGAUACUGAAUUCCAAAUGGUUAGCACUGGUCCUAAAAAGUUCUCAUACACUGAAUUGGAGACUGCAACUAACAACUUUGCAUAUGAGUAUAAGCUUGGAGAAGGGGGGUUUGGAGGGGUUUAUAGAGGUUUCUUAAGGAGCCUAAACUUGGAGGUGGCUGUCAAGAGGGUCUCAAGUGGGUCUAAACAGGGGAUUAUGGAAUAUGCAUCAGAAGUAAAGAUCAUCAGUCGAUUGAGACAUAGAAAUUUGGUACCACUCCACGGUUGGUGUCACGAGAAAGGUGAGUUGUUGCUUGUUUAUGAAUACAUGCCUCAAGGCAGUUUAUACUCCCAUCUCUUCAAUACAAACUCACCUUUGAAUUGGGAGAUCAGGUAUAGAAUUGCACAAGGCUUGGCCUCAGCUUUGUUCUAUCUUCACGAAGAGUGGGAACAAUGUGUGUUGCACAGGGACAUUAAGUCCAGCAAUGUCCUGUUGGAUUCGUGCUUCAAUGCUAAACUAGGCGAUUUUGGGUUAGCCUGGCUUGUUGACCAUGAAAAACCACCCGAAAAAACCUUAGUUGGAGGGACACUAGGGUAUGUCGCCCCAGAAUGUUAUUUCACAUUAAAGACUACCAAAGAGUCAGAUGUGUAUAGUUUUGGAAUUGUCGCAUUAGAAAUUGCAUGUGGACAAAGAGCAAUAAUUUCGUUAGAUGAACCAGGAGGUUUCAAAAGGUUGGUGGAAUGGGUUUGGGAUUUGUAUGGAAUGGGAAAGGUAAUGGAAGCUGCAGAUCCUAAGCUAUGCGGAAACUUUGAGAGGCAAGAAAUGGAACAAUUAAUGAUGAUCGGGCUAUGGUGUGCUCAUCCUGAUAGUAAAUUUCGACCAAAAAUAAGUCAAGCUUUACAUGGUCUUCAAUUCCAAGUACAGGUGCCCACCCUUCCAUCAGAAAUGCCAGUUUACUCAACUUCUUAUAAUGUGCCAUCCUUUUCAUGCUUGAGUUCACAGAUAUUUGAGGGCUAUACGAGUCCCAGCAGCAAUAACAGUUAUCCCUCGCAUGUAACUUCAUAUUCAACCCCGGAUGCGUCACAUAAUCCUACACACUGAUAGCACCAACCUUCUUGGCUUCCCUAUCUUAAUUCCAAACAAAAACAUCAUGUACUGUAUGUGUCUGAUAAAGAUAUAUUUAUGUGUGCUUGCUAAAAAGUCAUUGUCCAUGUUGUUGUCUCUCUUGUAUAUAUCUCUUCUUUGUGAUUACAAUAAAGUUGUACUCCGUAUAAGAAAAGAGGUGAUUGAAAAUGUAUGAGUGUGAGAUACUAUUGUAGAAGGUUAUGUUGACAUGUUAUAACAAUUGGUGUGUUUCUUCCAUUGGUAUUUUUUGGCGCUUAAAUAUAUAUUUUAUUUG
This is a messenger RNA of Ipomoea nil (Japanese morning glory), 2341 nucleotides long. RefSeq names its product L-type lectin-domain containing receptor kinase IX.1-like. The record is from RefSeq and is a predicted model, not a curated record. Gene Ontology annotation, molecular function: ATP binding; carbohydrate binding; protein kinase activity. Gene Ontology annotation, biological process: protein phosphorylation. The transcript has a single exon. The coding region runs from base 1 to 2043 and encodes 680 amino acids. Gene Ontology annotation, cellular component: plasma membrane. Lineage: Eukaryota; Viridiplantae; Streptophyta; Magnoliopsida; Solanales; Convolvulaceae.